Hevea brasiliensis (rubber tree) is the source of this 1249-nucleotide messenger RNA. Its product is annotated as carbonic anhydrase 2. Lineage: Eukaryota; Viridiplantae; Streptophyta; Magnoliopsida; Malpighiales; Euphorbiaceae. The transcript is spliced from 9 exons. Gene Ontology annotation, molecular function: zinc ion binding; carbonate dehydratase activity. The record is from RefSeq and is a predicted model, not a curated record. Gene Ontology annotation, biological process: carbon utilization. Bases 297 to 1067 code for a protein of 256 amino acids.
UCUUCCUCUUCUUUUUAUUUUUUUCCUUCCUAUUUUCGGCAUUCUUUGCUGAACUAGUCCAAACGCCGUCGGAUCAUCCAACGACACCAUCUACGCUCCCAAUAAAUUGCUCCAUCUUUAAUACCAUGCACUGCAUCACUCCAUCUUCAAUUUGAUUUUCGGUUUUUGCUCCCUCUGUAUAAUUUAUCUGUAUUUCGGUGAAAGGGUGAUCAGGCAGUGAAAAGAAGCUGAUUAGGUGGCGAAUUCCCUGCCCAAACAGAGAACAGAAUCUAGAGAAAAAGCAGAAGGAAGAAGACAUGGCAAACAACUCAUAUGAGGAAGCCGUUGCAGGACUGUCAAAGCUUCUCAGUGAGAAAGCUGACCUUGGGAGCGUCGCCGCCGCAAAAAUAAAGCAGAUAAUGGCCGAGUUAGAGGCUGCUUCUACGGCGGAGUUUAACCCGGACGAGCAGAUAAAAGCCGGGUUCAUCCACUUCAAGACAGAGAAAUAUGACAAGGAUCCCAACCUGUAUAGUGCACUCGCCAAAGGCCAGAGCCCCAAGUUUAUGGUAUUUGCUUGCUCUGAUUCUCGAGUUUGCCCUUCUCAUAUCCUCAAUUUCCAACCAGGGGAGGCCUUUGUGGUCCGCAACAUUGCCAACAUGGUCCCACCAUAUGAUAAGACAAAGUACUCAGGAGCGGGGGCAGCCGUUGAAUAUGCAGUGCUGCAUCUAAAGGUGGAGAAUAUAGUAGUCAUUGGCCACAGCCGCUGCGGUGGUAUUAAGGGGCUCAUGUCUAUCCCAGAUGAUGGGACCACUUCUAGUGAAUUCAUAGAAAAUUGGGUCCAAAUCUGCUCAACUGCAAAGGCCAAGGUUAAGACAGACUGCAACAGCUUAAGUUUUGAAGAGCAAUGCCACAAUUGCGAGAAGGAGGCUGUGAAUGUUUCGCUGGGAAACUUGUUGACGUAUCCAUUCGUGAGAGAAGGAUUGCUGAAAAAAACUCUGGCAUUGAAAGGUGCACACUAUGAUUUUGUCGAGGGAAAUUUUGAGCUAUGGGAUCUUGAUUUCAAGAUUACACCCUUUUCAGCUGUAUGAGCUAUUCCUGCAACCUCAUGUGACCCUCCCUUCCAUUUCACACACACAUAUAUAUAUAUAAUAAGUUUUUCUCUUGCAGUGAAUGCUGUAAAUUUCCUAAUGAAUAAUAUCUUGAUAAGAUGAAACUGUGGCCUAUGCCUUUGUAUUUACUUUCCCUAAUAAAAUUAAUUUUUUUUUUUUUA